CUUCUUUACAUAUCAAAUAUGAGUAGUGAAGACGAAUACGAGGAAGAGACCAGCUAUGUUGUGUUUGAUAUGGGAAACACAAUUACUUCUGACUUUAUCAGCAAAGCAGCACGUACAAAAGGUGGCUGCCAACUCAUUGGUCUAGAGGAGGGGACACCUUAUUUACAGUUAGGCGAUUUAAUUUUCGAAGGAGAAAUUGAUGAGACUAUUGGUUCACAUAUGUUUUUCGAAGUACAAGAGAAAAAGCAAGAAGAUAAUACAGGGUUAUUGCCUCUCUUAACUUCUAUGCGUUCUGAAGGAGACGAAUCCAAACCAAAGAUUACAUUAAACUAUGUAGAUUCUACAGAGACUAUUAUCAAGUUUGAGUCUGUUACAAUAAACCCCAAGCAAACGAGCGAUAACUGAUAAACCUUCCCACA
Messenger RNA from Gilbertella persicaria, 419 nucleotides. RefSeq lists its product as uncharacterized. The coding region runs from base 19 to 405 and encodes 128 amino acids. Gene Ontology annotation, cellular component: transcription factor TFIIIC complex. The record is from RefSeq and is a predicted model, not a curated record. The transcript has 3 exons. Gene Ontology annotation, biological process: transcription by RNA polymerase III. Lineage: Eukaryota; Fungi; Mucoromycota; Mucoromycetes; Mucorales; Choanephoraceae.